Dictyostelium purpureum is the source of this 231-nucleotide messenger RNA. RefSeq lists its product as uncharacterized. Lineage: Eukaryota; Evosea; Eumycetozoa; Dictyosteliales; Dictyosteliaceae. The record is from RefSeq and is a predicted model, not a curated record. The transcript has a single exon. Bases 1 to 231 code for a protein of 76 amino acids.
AUGGGUCUGAUAAAAUUAAUAAUAGAAAAAGUAAACGAUAAAGAUAAAGGCUUCACAUUUGCAGGUAAUCAAUUCAAAGUUACAAAAGGAGGAUUCAAAUUAUCAUUAUCAAUUUCAAACUGGCUAUUCAAAAGCAAUAUCAAUACAUCCCAAGUACAAAUGACAUCAGACAUACAGAUUGGCUCAUCAAACAGCAACAAUAAAUAUAAUAGAGAUACUCAAAUCAAAUAA